AUGGAUUGGAUUUCAAAGGGUUUCCUAAUUUUAUUAGUUAUUUUAGUUACUUAUUUGUAUAAUCUUUCACAAAAAGUGCCUGAUCUUCCCGAAUUUGAAGACACGUGGUGGGGUGUAGGGAAAGAACAGUACAAUGAAGAAUCGGAUAUUACACCAUUUAAAAUUAGUUUAAAUGAUAAGGACUUACACAAACAAUUAUCUUCAUAUAAAAUCACGCAAUCUCUGGAUGGUACAAACCAUGAGUACGGAAUCAACACAAACCUGUUGGAAGACAUCAUCGAGCACUGGCAUAAAGAUUACAACUGGACGCAGAGGAAGAAAUACCUCAACAAAUUUCCUCAAUUCACAGUCAAAGUGCAGGGUUUAAAAAUCCAUUUUAUCCGCCUAAGCCCAAAAAUAGACCCGACGCGCCCACCGCCCAGCGUAUUACCUUUGAUGCUGCUGCACGGCUGGCCCAGUUCCGUCAGGGAGUUCUACGAUGUUAUACCUCUCUUAAACCAGCACAAACCCGGUGUAAACUUUGUGUUCGAUAUUAUCGUCCCAUCCCUGCCAAAUUCCGGUUUCUCCGAUGCCACGAGAAAACCAGGGUUGGGCUUGAUUGAACACUCGGUACUACUGAAGAACUUCAUGUUGAAGUUGGGUUUUCCGAAGUUCUACGUACACGGUGGUGACUGGGGGGCUGCAAUAGCUCAGACCAUAGCCACCUUAUACCCUGAUCAUUUAUUCGGUAUACAUUCCACGCGCUGUCUUGUGAAUCGGUAUUCCGAUUUUAAGAUUAUGAUGUUCAGCUUGGUGCCUUCUUUGAUAAUAGCGAAAGAGAAGACGCACAAGUUGUAUCCUGUUUUGGAUAAGGUUAAGUUUUUGUUGAGCAACUUCGGGUACUUGCACAUGCAAGCCCACAAACCUGACGCAAUAGGGGUGGCUUUAAACGACUCCCCUGUGGGUUUGGCAGCGUAUAUACUCGAUAAAUUUAUAGAAAGUUCAGAUGUUAUGCUUAAAGAUGGUGGUUUGAAAAAUUCGUACAAAUUUGACGCUUUAAUAGACAAUUUAAUGAUAUACUGGGUAACUGGAAAAAUUACGAACUCCAUGAGAAUAUUUGCUGAAACUUUCAAUAAAAGAAACUUUGACUAUCAGUUGGAUUUAAUACCAACCGAGGUACCUACAGCUUGCACGAGAUUCACCCAGGACAUCUUCUACUAUCCCGAAACGAUUUUAAUGGAUAAGUUCUUCAAAUUAGUCCACAUAAAUGAUCUGGACGUAGGCCAUUUUCCCGGCUACGAAAAUCCUGAACUUCUGGCGCAGGAAAUAUGGAAGGCAAUAAAUAGAAUAGAGGAAGUACUUAGAGUGGAAGAGAUAUACCACGUUCACUUACUGAAAAAAAUCACCUGGCUGGGGCCAUCCGAUAGGGAACAUUGGCUAGCCGAAAAAUAG
Messenger RNA from Brassicogethes aeneus, 1431 nucleotides. Lineage: Eukaryota; Metazoa; Arthropoda; Insecta; Coleoptera; Nitidulidae. The record is from the annotation of a GenBank genome assembly.